GGAGGAGGAGGGGGAGGGGCGGUGGCAGGAAGGCAAGGGUGGCAGGGAGGGGGCAAUUGGAUCGUUGUUGGCAAGAGUCUUCCGGGAGGAAGAGGGAGCCCCCUCCUUUCCGUGUCCGUUACAACAAACAGCGCUGCCCGCUCACCCCAGCUCGUUUGCUCUGUGGAUGAAAUGAAUCAUGAGUUUCAAGCUCUUGCAUUAGAAUCUCGGGGAAUGGGAGAGCUGCUACCUGCCAAAAAAUUUUGGGAACCAGAUGAUCCAGCAAAGGAUGGACAAAAAGGGAUAUUUCUUGGUGAUGAGUGGAGAGAAACUGCUUGGGCAACACCUCACCACUCCAUGUCACAACCUAUUAUGGUUCAAAGAAAGCCUGGACAUGUUUUUCAUGGAACAAGUGAAGUAAACGCUGUCUUAUCUCCUCGAUCAGAGAGUGGUGGCCUUGGUGUGAGCAUGGUCGAAUAUGUGCUAAGUUCUUCUCCAGCUGAUAAAUUGGACUCCCGGUUUAGGAAAGGAGCUUUUGGCACUAGAGAAGCUGAAACAGAUGGACCUGAGAAAGCAGACCAGAAAGGCAAGGUUUCUCCAUUUGAGGAGGACAAGAACAGAGAUCUUAAACAAGUUGAUGAUGACGAUGUUACCAAAAUAAAUGGCAGAGGCUUGCCAAAUGGAAUGGAUGCUGAUAGCAAAGAUUUUAACAGUCGUACUCCUGGAAGCCGACAAGCAUCCCCAACUGAAGUAACUGAGCGUUUGGGUCCAAACCCUAACACUGCUGAAGGCUUGUCUUCACUUUCUAAUCCUUCAACUCACAAGCCACUGGUGGAAGAAUUUUCAAACUCCGAAUCUCAGAAUUUGGAUGCUAUGGAACAAGUGGGUCUUGAUUCUCUGCAGUUUGAUUAUCCUGGAAAUCAGGUACAAAUGGAUUCUUCAGGAGCUACUGUGGGACUCUUUGAUUACAAUUCACAACAACAGAUAUUUCAGAGGACUAAUCCUCUUACUGUUCAGCAGUUAACAGCAGCACAACAGCAACAGUAUGCACUGGCAGCAGCUCAGCAACCACAUAUAGGUGUAUUUUCGGCAGGCUUGGCUCCAGCUGCUUUUGUGCCAAAUCCCUAUAUUAUCAGUGCUGCUCCCCCAGGUGCUGACCCAUAUACAGCAGCAGGCUUGGCUGCUGCAGCUACCUUAGCAGGGCCAGCAGUUGUUCCUCCUCAGUAUUAUGGAGUUCCUUGGGGCGUAUAUCCAGCCAAUUUGUUUCAACAGCAAGCCGCCGCGGCAGCAAACAGCACUGCCAAUCAGCAGGCUGCAUCACAGGCACAACAAGGACAACAGCAGGUUCUUCGUACUGGAGGUAAUCAGCGCCCUCUUACUCCCAACCAGAGUCAGCAAGGGCAGCAGGCAGAAUCACUUGCAGCAGCUGCGGCGGCAAAUCCAGCUUUGGCUUUUGGUCAGGGACUUGCCACUGGCAUGCCAGGCUAUCAAGUGCUAGCUCCCACUGCUUAUUAUGAUCAGACGGGUGCCUUGGUGGUAGGUCCAGGGGCCAGAACUGGACUUGGAGCACCUGUCAGGUUGGUGGCUUCAGCACCUGUUAUCAUCAGUUCUGCAGCUGCACAAGCAGCUGCUGCAGCUUCAGCUGGAGGAACAGCAAACAAUAUCACAGGAACCACAAAUGGGCUUUUUCGACCCCUUGGUCCUCAGCCUCAACAGCAGCAACAGCAGACAAACAACAGUCUACAAUCUAAUUCAUUUUAUGGCAACAAUACUUUAACCAAUAAUUCUCAGAGCAGUUCACUCUUUUCACAUGGUCCUGGUCAACCAGGAAACACAUCUCUUGGCUUUGGAAGUAGCAGCUCCUUGGGAGCUGCCAUUGGGUCUGCACUUGGUGGAUUUGGCUCAACCGAAAGUCAGUUGGACCAGGCAGAUCUUGCAUAUGAGGAACAACUUGCAUUAGUGACUAUGAAAGUUGGCAGUUCUGCAAGUAGUAGUGCCACAAGGAGAGAGUCUCUAUCUACUAGUUCUGACUUGUACAAAAGAUCUAGUAGCAGCCUAGCACCCAUAGGGCAGCCAUUUUACAAUAGUCUGGGAUUUUCCUCCUCUCCAAGCCCAAUAGGCAUGCCUCUGCCAAGCCAAACUCCAGGACAUUCACUUACGCCACCGCCAUCACUUUCAUCACAUGGAUCCUCAUCCAGUUUGCAUUUAGGGGGAUUGACCAAUGGUAGUGGUCGCUAUAUUUCAGCAGCUCCUGGAGCAGAAGCCAAGUAUCGCAGUGCUGCAAAUACCUCCAGUCUUUUCAGCUCAAGCAGCCAAUUGUUUCCUCCCUCACGGCUACGUUACAGUAGAUCUGACAUUAUGCCUUCUGGGCGGAGUAGGUUAUUGGAGGAUUUCAGAAAUAAUCGCUUUCCUAACCUUCAACUAAGAGACCUUGUUGGGCAUAUAGUUGAAUUUUCACGGGAUCAGCAUGGGUCUAGAUUUAUACAACAGAAAUUAGAGAGAGCUACUCCGGCUGAGCGCCAAAUGUUGUUUAGUGAAAUUCUGCAAGCAGCGUAUCAGCUGAUGACAGAUGUGUUUGGAAACUAUGUAAUACAGAAAUUCUUUGAGUUUGGAAGCAUUGACCAGAAGUUAGCACUUGCAACGCGCAUUCGUGGACAUGUUCUCCCAUUAGCUUUACAGAUGUAUGGGUGUCGAGUCAUUCAGAAAGCUUUAGAGUCUAUUUCACCUGACCAGCAGGUAAUUAAUGAAAUGGUGAAGGAACUAGAUGGUCAUGUCCUAAAAUGUGUUAAGGAUCAAAACGGAAAUCAUGUGGUACAAAAGUGUAUUGAAUGUGUUCAGCCACAAUCACUCCAAUUUAUUAUUGAUGCUUUCAAAGGACAGGUGUUUGUGCUUUCAACUCACCCUUACGGCUGCAGAGUAAUUCAGCGUAUUCUUGAGCAUUGUACUGCUGAACAGACUUUGCCUAUUUUGGAAGAAUUGCAUCAACACACAGAACAGCUUGUGCAGGAUCAGUAUGGAAACUACGUUAUUCAGCAUGUUCUGGAACACGGCCGCCCUGAAGACAAGAGUAAAAUUGUUACUGAAAUCAGAGGAAAAGUUCUGACAUUAAGUCAGCAUAAAUUUGCCAGCAAUGUGGUUGAAAAAUGUGUGACUCAUGCAUCUCGUGCUGAAAGAGCUUUGCUUAUUGAUGAAGUAUGUUGCCAGAACGAUGGUCCUCACAGUGCCUUAUACACCAUGAUGAAGGACCAAUAUGCAAACUACGUUGUUCAGAAGAUGAUUGACAUGGCGGAACCAGCUCAGCGUAAGAUUAUAAUGCACAAAAUUCGACCCCAUAUUACAACCUUGCGUAAAUACACGUAUGGGAAGCAUAUCCUUGCCAAGCUGGAAAAGUAUUACCUGAAGAACAAUGCUGAUCUGGGGCCAGUUGGAGGACCACCAAAUGGGAUGCUUUGAAGAUAAGUUUAAGGAGCAGUCCAAAAGAUAAAUUGUAUUGUGAAUUAUCAAAACACCCAACUUAACUAAAAUUUUGUGAUUUUUUAAAAAUAUAUUUAUUGACUUCAUCCAUUUGUAAAAAUUUUAUUCAUGUGUAUAUUUUUGGGGAAUGAAUUACAACAUAUUGCCAUUUCUUAAUAGAGACCUAUCAGAUUGCAAGGCUUACAAAGCACAGAAUGCCUGUAAAUGAUGUAACUAUCGGAAUAGCUCUCCCAUUUUGUAAAUUUUUACCUUGUAAAGUCACUGAAUAAAAUAGUUUUUAAAGGGAAAAGUACAGUAUUCUUUUAAUAUACUGGCUUACAGUCUGGUAGGUCUAUCCACCAUCAUUGCACAACAUGUUUAUAUAAUUGUAUAUAGAAUUAGUUUUCAUUUUUCCCCUUUGUGUGGAAUCUUUUUUAUAACAGUUGGAAAUGAAGCAAUUGCAUAAUUAUUAUUUAAUCUGAUACAGAAAGUUAAGUUCUGUAUUUUGGUGGUUCACAAUUUUAUUGUCCCAAAAGCAAUCAGGGUACUGCAAAUACCAGUAAAGAAGUCGUAAAAUGUGAACACUGAUGAGUAGUUUCCACCUUUUACUCUGGAAAUAUUUUUUUUAAAAAACAGUGCCCUUUUCUCCGGCAGUGUACAGAAGCCAUGUAUAUAAUUUAAUAUUUAACUAAUGGUGCAAGAAUAGGGUAUAAAAUCAAGGUAGUACUUGGAUCCAGCAAUGUACUGUCUGGGAAAGAGUAAAUUCAAUAAAUAAAUAGGCAGACAGUUGGUGUAAGAUGUGUGUUUUGCUUUGCAUAUACAAUUGUAAAACGGGAUUUGAAAAUUGAGCAUUUGCUUGAAGUAGUAGAUGAAUUUGUAGGCAAUUGAUGGAGGAAAGAGCCUAUUUAAAUUUGAUAGUGCAACAUCUAAAGCAUGAUUAAAUAUUCAGAUAGGGUUUUUUUGCUUCCUUAUAAAUAUAAGCAUUAUAUAAGUAUAGUUAAUAGAUGUAAGUUUACCGUUUGUAAACAGAUUCCUUGUUUUCAAUGUUUUAAAAGCCUUGCUAAUUAAGUAGUGAUGCUUACCUUGGUUGUACAGAUGUACAUUUGUAAACCUUCAUGCUGUAAAUGUAAUUUGUUUUACCCCUUUUGGGAAGAAAAUUUGCAUUUUAGUGUAUAUUCAUAUCCCUGCCCCUCUACCCUGACAUAGUGUUGUAUAAUGUAAAUUUAUUUCGGCAAAUCAAGACUGGUUUUUUAAAAAUUCUAUCUUUAUAUGGUUUCAGAGAUAUGAAUCAGCUUUCUUUGAUCUGUUACAAAAAUCUUUUGUUUAAUACAUAGCUAUUCUGUUAAUAUGGACAUUUUGGAAACUUAAAUCAGUUUAAACAUUAAUGAGAAUAAAGAUAAUUAAUGGACAGAAAUACUGAUGACAGAAACCAGUGCUUCUUCCAUCUUAAAUGUGGCACGAUUUGUUUUUGUAUAGAAGAAUGCUGUAUUUUUGAACAGCUUGUUUCAUCCUAAAGCAAAUAUGUAUGAUACUGUCAAUUUAAACACAACACUGUAACAGUAAGAUAAAGGUGUACAUUUACAAGCGGCCUUAUGUACAUUUCCCAGUUUCCUUUUUAAGGCAAGAAUUGUGACUAUAUGUGUAUAAUUAAAAUCCUUUUUAAUCCUUUGCCUUUGAAGAUAUUUUGGAAAAACAUUUACUUUGUAUAUUCAGUUUCUGAAAGAUAAAAUGCAUUGUAUUUUGUUCAAGCUGGCAUUUUGUAUAAGCGCUUCUUCAUUUUUGUGACAUAAUAUAGGUGCUUUGCCUCAGAAUUGUUGGAGGGAGUGACAGUUACAGCAUAUGCAAAAGUUUUGGGGUGGAGGUUCCAGGAAAUGGAAGAGAAUAGUGCAUCUCGUUUAUGCAGCUUCUCAAUAGAAACAUGCAAAUACCUGCAUACCAUAAAAACAUUUUAUUCCAACGUUGAUUUUUUAAAAUAAUAAUAAUACCAACUAAAAUACCUAAAGUGUAUGGUAAUUUCUCUUCAUAAUAGCUUUCUCUCCAUUUACAUAAUCGUUAAAUAUGUGAUAAUUAUAUUUGCUAUAGAACAGUUUCCUCAUAGAAGUUGCAACUUGAUAGAACUCUGAAAUUCCAGUAAAAUUUAUCUUCUCAUCCAAAGAAUAUAUGAUUUGAAGAGUUGGAAGAACAUAGAUCUUUUGUAUUCUCUUAUAUGUUAGAUAGCCUACAUGUGUAUAAAACUUAAUUCAAAUAUAAUUUACUGCUCCUCAAUAUAUUGCAAGUCUGUCCUACAACCUAUUGGCUCAAUGAAGUGUCAUAUUUAUAAUACAGGAAACACUGUUCUGCUAUCUGACUGAAAUAUAUUUACACAGUAGAAGUAUAGAACAACAGGAAUGGCUUUCCUCAGCUAGUAGCUGGAAACAAUCUUACAUGUGUUGAAAAAUUCUCUAUUCCCCACCCCCCACCCCAGAUAUCUCCUUUGAUGUAGAUUUGUUUAGGUCUGCUCAGCAUCUAGGCCGCUAUUAGUUCAUAUUGAAUGAUGUAAUGUUCACUUGUAAUAUUCUGUAUAGAAAAAUGAAAAUGUGUAAGUUUAUGCAGUAUGUUGGUCUUAUGUUCUUCUUUCCAAAAGGUGGUGGUCCACUGACUAUAAUUAUUACUCUACUUUCGUUGGAAACUUUAGCUAUAUUAGGCCGAAAUAAGGUGCAUCAUCUUUUUAUUUCUUUGUGGAUUUUUUAAUAUUAUUAUGGUUGGUUGUGUAAUCAGCCAGAUGCAUAGACUGGAUUUGGCCUUUUUGUCCACAUGUUGAGUCCUUCCUACGGUACUGGAAUAAAUAGAUGUUGUUAUUUGAUAUUAAAGGUAUUGUUGCAUUAUUAUGGUUGGUCACACAGCCAGAUGGUUAGACUGGAUUUGACAUUGUUAAUCCACUUACCAAGUUUUUAAUUACCUGUUCACAACAAUGUGAAGUCGCAGCUGCCCGUUCUUUAACUGCUGUUGGCCUUCAUACACAUAGAGUUAUUCCUAAGAAUGUCAUAAUGUAUCAGCAUAGUAUAUCUGGCAAUCCAAGCAGUGUGGCCUUUUGCAAUUGAUAAAUGGAAAUGUUGUCAAUGCACUGAUUUUCUAAGUGCUCUCUAAGAUAACUACUAGGACCACCAUGACCGGUUUAUUGUCACUUCAAUUUCCAGAUCUUGAUAUUAAUAUUAUUAUUAUUUAGUGUUUAUAUGCCACCUAUCAAAUAAAGUACUAGUUAUGCUUCAGUUAUCUGUUAGUUUCCCACUUGUUAGGCCACUUAUAAAACAAUCCCUUGCAAUUGACCUUGGUCGCUGAAGCUAAUGGGAAUUGUUUAAAAUGAACCUUUGUAGUAAUACUUGAUCCAUGUAUUUUCUAUAGACGCUUCUAUGUAUUCUCCUUGUAAAGUUUCCACUGGAAAGUACAGGACACCUGAGAUCCCAAUGUUUUGUAUGUCCAAAUUUGUAUAUCUGUCACAUGAAUGUAUAUAUUGGAUAAAAUACAUUUUAACA
Messenger RNA from Ahaetulla prasina, 6944 nucleotides. It is a transcript of the gene PUM2, whose product is annotated as pumilio RNA binding family member 2. The transcript is spliced from 22 exons. Gene Ontology annotation, biological process: miRNA processing; regulation of mRNA stability. The record is from RefSeq and is a predicted model, not a curated record. NCBI's taxonomy places the organism in Eukaryota, Metazoa, Chordata, Lepidosauria, Squamata, Colubridae. Gene Ontology annotation, cellular component: cytosol; cytoplasm. Gene Ontology annotation, molecular function: mRNA 3'-UTR binding. Bases 172 to 3432 code for a protein of 1086 amino acids.